AUGCAACAGUUUCUCAAUAUUUUAGGGCGCACCACCCAGCUUGGGGCGUAUAUAGCUGAGGCCCCCGACCAGGAAUGGUCUCCGCGUAGGGCGUUGUCUUACGUGGCGGAGAACCUUGAGAUGGAGGGCGUACACACCCCGGCGACGUGGCUUCAUAACCACGCGCUGGAUCCAGAGGCAAGUACGCCCGAAUGGGCGUUGCGGAUGCUAGAGUCGUAUCUGACUCGCCGCGCCAGGAUAGUGGAGGAGAGCACUACUGAACAGCAGUCGGGGCAACAAUUGCAACCACCACCACCUGAACCUGCGAACCAACAAUAUGCGCAACUGUUGGUUGCAGAGGUCGCGGACGAGUCACCGUCCCAACUAAAUACAGCCUACGAAACGGCGACCGAGCAACUGCAGGAGUUGCCGGACAUGGGCCUCGGAUUGAUACAGGAUGGGGAAACUGUUCAACCGAACAGUAACCCUGCUCCUGAAUUUCAUCAACGGUUAGAGGCCGCACUGGCUCGUACUCGAGACCAGCGCGAGCAGAACGCGGGCAUCGCGGGUCAAUCGAACCGCGUUGCGUCUCGUCCUGGAAGUCGGGAGUCGCCUACAACCCUCGCCUCAGGGACACCACCGUCGUAUCCCCCAGGAUACGGACCGCGAACCACCUGA
Messenger RNA from Dichomitus squalens LYAD-421 SS1, 657 nucleotides. RefSeq lists its product as uncharacterized. The transcript has a single exon. NCBI's taxonomy places the organism in Eukaryota, Fungi, Basidiomycota, Agaricomycetes, Polyporales, Polyporaceae. The record is from RefSeq and is a predicted model, not a curated record. The coding region runs from base 1 to 657 and encodes 218 amino acids.